AUGUAGGUUAGUGCUAAAGGUUAAGUGCCCCUAGGUUCCAUCCCCAACACAGAAAAAAUAAAAAUAAAAAACUUACAAGAGGAGGAAGUUGGGCCGUUGGCUUCCAGGGGAGGCUUUGACCCCUCUGAGUGGCUGGAAGGUGGGUUUGGGCUGGCAGUAGGAGGGGUGGGCCUGUGUGAGGUAGACUGGAGAGGACAAAAUUCUCAGUUUUUAUCACACAUGUGAUAACAGUGCCCAGAGAGGAGCUGGAUGGUCAUAGCACAGGAAAGGACAGGACCCAGAACCUGUGCUCCAACUGUCCUGAGAUUCUAGGAGCUUCUGAGAGAUUCUAAGAGCCUCUGAGGAGGCUGAAGGAGCUGGAGGGGGGCAUGUGUGUGUGCCUGGGGGUCUGUGUGUGGUUCCGAGCCUAAAAUGACUGGGGUGUGAAGUGAUGUGUUUGGGAAAAACAGUUCCCGUUAGAAACAGUGUCAGAGAUGGGAAUCAAUGCCUUCCUUGUUACAGACCUUGGGGCCCAUGUUCCUUGUGUUCCCGUCCCUUGCCCUGGACUGGAAGCUGAGUAGGUGAACUUUGAGUCAAAAUAACCUGGACAACUCUUGGCCAGGCCAGGGACACAGGUCCUGAUGGUAUGGAAAACCUUGGGUCCCAGGCCACCUCUGGGCACCUUGCCUCAUCCUGUUGUGCAAUAAAUAGCUGACCAUGAGCCAUGGUGGCUGAAAUGAUGAUUGGUGUAAGGUGCCUAAUUUCCUGCUUGGGCCUCUUAAGACCUCCCACAAUGUCCUUUCAUGCCUAGGUCUGCCCUAGGUUGAGGGGAACUCAGGGUUAUGGAAGGACAUAUGCCUUUACACACUCUGACCUCCCUGCCUGGAUGAACUUGCCUCCCAGGAAGGGAGACCUAAGUUGGCAACCACCCUUAUGGCCACAUUCAUCUCAGUGGCUGAGGGGCCAGUGGACUUUGGGAGUCAAUCAGGCUUGGAUUCCAAUCUCAACAUGGCCUCUCUAGCUGGAGGAUUUGUCACUUCUCUGUAAGCUUUCAUGUCUUCAGGGGUAGAAUAAAGAUGACAGUAAUCAACUACUUCCUCAUGCAAGUGCCUGCCACUUGACCAUAUCCCAGCAUGAGGUUGCAGCCAACCCCUAUGUGUCCUUGCACAGGCGCAGCCCCGCUAUUUGCCUCAUUUUUCCCUGACUAUGAAAUGGAGCUGAGUUGCCAGGGUCCUGCUGGAGGAAGAGAACACGUGGCAUCUCUAGGGCCCUGGGGGAGGAGUGAGGUGUCAGUUCCCCAUUGGUCUGGCACAGAGGCAGUUCCCACUGCACCCAUGAGCACGUACAUCUGCACCCCAACCACAGUGCAUGCUCAGUGAGCUCACUCAGGAGGCCAUGAGACUGUCACUGCCACUACUGCUGCUGUUAGGAACCUGGGCUGCCCCCAGGGGCCUUGGAGAAAAGGCCUGGCUCUCAGCCACUGCCCCACAGCUUGAUGAGGAGGAGAAGUACUCAGCCCACAUGCCUGCUCACCUGCGAUGUGAUGCUUGCAGGGCCGUGUCCUAUCAGAUGUGGCAACAUCUGGCAAAGGCAGAGGCCAAGCUUCAUCAUCCAGACUCCUGGGGGACACAGGGGCUGAGUGAGUCCAUAUACACAGACAUCCUGGACCGAUGCUGCUCCCAGAACUGGCAGGACUAUGGUGUCCAAGAAGUGAACCAGGUGAAACAUCUCACUGGCCCAGGUCUUAGCAAGGGGACAGAGCCAACCAUCAGUGUGAUGAUCACAGGAGGCCCCUGGCCCGUCAGGCUCUCUGAAACAUGCUUUCACUACCUGGGAGAGUUUGGAGAAGACCAGAUCUACAAAGCCCACCAACAAGGCCAAGGAGCUCUGGAGGCACUGCUGUGUGGGGGCUCCCAGGGGGCCUGUUUGGACAAGGAGACAGCCACAAGGAAAGAGCUCUAGUCCAUCACUACUCCUAUCCCUUAAAGAGAAGCUGGGACCGCCUCUGGACCUUUCCUGUUGCUUUCUGCAGGCUGCCAGAGGGCAGGGAGGUGCUGCUGCUCUUUCCUCCUACAUUCUGGGGCA
Molecule: messenger RNA, 2064 nt
Organism: Urocitellus parryii (Arctic ground squirrel)
Lineage: Eukaryota; Metazoa; Chordata; Mammalia; Rodentia; Sciuridae
Gene: Mzb1
Product: marginal zone B and B1 cell specific protein
Biological process (GO): regulation of B cell proliferation
Cellular component (GO): endoplasmic reticulum chaperone complex; extracellular region
Source: RefSeq, a predicted model, not a curated record